This is a messenger RNA of Wickerhamiella sorbophila, 891 nucleotides long. Its product is annotated as Putative lysophosphatidic acid:oleoyl-CoA acyltransferase. Lineage: Eukaryota; Fungi; Ascomycota; Dipodascomycetes; Dipodascales; Trichomonascaceae. The record is from RefSeq and is a predicted model, not a curated record. Bases 1 to 891 code for a protein of 296 amino acids. The transcript has a single exon.
AUGGAGAAGUUUUCUAAAUUCAGGGACGGUGCGACGGGCGUAGCGCCAUUUUUACCAGUAAAGCACACUCAGGCGCCUUCUGCCUUGUCCAAGGUUGUUUUGGCGCCAUUAGCUGUAGUUUCCUGGCCCCUGCUUGUUGUAUACUUUUUCGCCUACUUCUUGCUGUUCCAGUGGAUCCCAUUUGUGUCCACGUGGUACUUACAGUUCAUUCUCAAAUCCUUGAGGCUUUUGUAUAUCAAUUUCAGCUACGAGGGUGAGAAGCGUGUAUCUGCACGGCGCUGCCAGCAGUUGAGGGCAAAGCCCGGCGAUGUGAUUAUCUCGAACUUCGUGUCGCCCUUGGAUGCGAUUGUUUUCGCAGCUAGACAGCCGACAACUUUUGUAUUCCCCACGACUGACGGCCAAUUUGCAACUGCGGGGGUUCUGGCGGCCGCCAGCCAGGCACUGUCGAGCCAGGCAUUUAGUGCCAAAGGAAAGGACAUUUCCAGCAUUGCGAGCAAGGCCAAGUCUCAGGGCACGGUCAUUGUGCUGUUUGUUGAAGGGACAGCAUCCAAUGGCCGCGGUCUGUUGACGUUGAAAGAUGUGAACGUUACACAAUUCAAUGAGGCGAAGUCUCCGCUAAAUGUCUUCCCGGCUGCCGUGCGUUAUACCCCCGGAACUGCGGCGAGCCCUCUGCCUCAAACGAGUAUGGGGUAUUUGUGGCGCUUGCUCAAUGAGUCGUGGUGGUAUAUGUGCUCAGUGCGUGUUGGCAGUGAGCCGCUGCGUGGGGAGGGUAUUACCGCUGAGUCGAUGACUCGAGCAAUUUGCACUGUCGGCCGACUCCGCCAGCUUGGAGAUGAGCUGGAUUUAGAAGCAAAACAAGAGUUUCUCAAGGCUUACAAGGAAAAGCGAUGA